Molecule: messenger RNA, 1991 nt
Organism: Bombyx mori (domestic silkworm)
Lineage: Eukaryota; Metazoa; Arthropoda; Insecta; Lepidoptera; Bombycidae
Gene: Nthl1
Product: endonuclease III-like protein 1
Exons: 5
Coding region: 480-1904 (474 amino acids)
Biological process (GO): base-excision repair; base-excision repair, AP site formation; nucleotide-excision repair
Cellular component (GO): nucleus
Molecular function (GO): 4 iron, 4 sulfur cluster binding; DNA binding; DNA-(apurinic or apyrimidinic site) endonuclease activity
Source: RefSeq, a predicted model, not a curated record
CAGAUAGGCAUGUUCCCUUUGCCUGUAAAAGCAAAGAAUCAAAACAAAUAAAUUUUUCAAAUAGAUUUUAAAACAUUUGUUUUGUAUUUUGGAAUCAUAAUUACAUUUUCUUGAAAUGUUCAUUCUAUUGAUUAAAUAGUAUUAAUUAAGAUAUGACAAUCUGUUUUUCAUUAAUAACAUAUUUAAGACACAUUGGAUAGGAUAUUGGUUUGUUUAUAACUUUAACUUUCAUCAGUUAAUUAAAACAAUUAAAAUGACAAUAAUUGGUCCCCCCGGAAUCCGGUUACUGCACUCUUGAAGGUUUACUUUAAAUGACUUGAAUUGAUCCGAUUAGACAUUUUAAUUUUUGAGAUUGUUAUUUUAUAGGGAAUCAAUUGUAGCUAUGUGCUAGUGAUUAUAAUAAUAUCGUUAAUAGUGGCUAAUAACUUAAUUUUGAUUUCCUUCCCUAAUUAAUCUUAAAGCACAAUAAGCUAAUUUUGAUGCCACUCACAUAUAAACUCCGAAAAAUAUCACUGUUAUCAAUGUUCAAAGAUAAAAUUAAAAAUAUUCAUACCAGAAAGGAAACAACGAAAAUACGUGAAAAGCAAACAGAUACAGAACAGAAUAUGGAGAACAGGAACAAGGUUACAGAAAACAACAUUGGCUCAGAGACCGCCAUAGCAGUACCUGAUUUAAGCCAAUUCAAAUUCGAGAAAAAAUCUCAUGUAAAAAUUAAAUUUGAAAAAGAAUCUCCAAGCAAGCAAGAACCUGAAGGCUUAUGGGAACCACCAAAUUGGAGACAGUUUUUUUUGAACCUGAAGAUUAUGAGAGCUAAUAAUGAUGCUCCAGUAGAUACAAUGGGAUGUCAUAUGAACAUGGAUGAGAAUGUACCACCAGAGGUGUACAGAUAUCAAUGCUUAGUUUCUCUGAUGCUAUCAAGCCAAACCAAGGACCAAGUUAACUUUACUGCUAUGCAGAGGCUUCGGGCUCGGGGUCUUACAGUUGAUAAUGUGUUGAGUAUGAGUGAUGAAGAACUAGGUCAGUUGAUAUAUCCUGUUGGAUUUUGGAAGACAAAAGUAAAAUACAUAAAAAAAACAACAGGAAUUCUAAAAGAGCAGUACAAUGGAGACAUCCCCGAUUCAGUCGAAAAGUUGUGCAAACUGAAUGGUGUUGGUCCUAAAAUGGCACAUAUUUGUAUGAAGGUUGCUUGGAACAAGAUCACUGGAAUCGGUGUUGACACACAUGUACAUAGGAUAUGCAAUAGGAUUGGAUGGGUCAAAAAACCAACUAAAACUCCUGAGGAAACUCGCCUAGCUCUACAGAGUUGGUUGCCUUUUGAACAAUGGAGUGAAGUUAAUCAUCUACUUGUUGGAUUUGGCCAAACUAUAUGUCAACCAAUAAAACCUAAUUGUGGAGAAUGCCUGAAUAAUGAUAUUUGCCCUGCAAGUACUAUAGGGAAAAAAUCGCCAAAAAAAUCUGACAAACAAACCAGAGAUAAAAUUGAAGUUGGAAUUAAAAUUGAAGCUGAUAUGGAAGAUUUUCAAGUAAAAAAUGAAAAGACUUGGAAAACUAUAAGUCCAAAAGUGAAUACCAAGAUUCAAGAUUUAGAAUUGGACAAAAUUAAUACAUCUACACCACAAAAACAUCAAGAUAAAUUAAAAAAACCAGAAUUCAAUAACCAAUUUGAAUUACAUAGUGAUGCGACGUCAAAUGAAAAUAAUAGUACAAAAGCUUCCAAGUCCUAUGAAAAUCUUAAACAUACGAAAGACACUUGUGGUGGUAAAAGAAUAUUCAAAAAAGCAGAUGUCCAUUGCGAUGAGCCUAAAUUACCUUUAAAAAGAAAAUCGCCUAGAGUUAAUCAAAGAACAGAAACUAAAAAACUGGAAAAUUUAAAAAAAAUUAGAACACGGUCAGCACUAAAAUAACAUCUGUAAGUUUAUAAUAAUUAAACAUGUUAUCUACAUCUUUAAGUGUGAUUUUUUUAAGAAAUAAAAAUUAUAUAUUCAGUAUAA